UGUGGAAGUGUGUGUCUUGUGCUCAGUGGCAGAACUCUGCUUUUUCUGUAUUCAAGAAAGAACAGCGGUAGACAACCCACGAAUAACACCAGUUGACAUGUACUUGCGAGUGCUCGGACUUCUGGCGGCGUUAGCGCCCUUGACUUGGUCUUCAACGUGUGACAAGAAGGACCCGUGCUGUAGAUAUGACGUCGACGGCUGUAGCAUUCCGUUCGGCCUGCCAUUCUUCUACAAGGGGCUGUUCACUCCCUCCUGUGACAGACACGACAUCUGCUACCACUGUGGAGUUGCCUUUAACAUAAGCAGGACGACAUGCGACCUCACCUUCAGAUACAACACCUUAAAGGCCUGUGAUGAGGAAUACAACACAACAAGACAGGGCGAAAUGACAUCGCUACGAGAUCACAAGCAGACGGUUCUUAAACUUCUACAACAGAAAUCAGAUGAAUUCACACAACCACUUGUUGACGAGAUUCACUUUUUUCAAAGCAUUUUAUACUUCCCCAGGAAAAAGAAUUGUUUUUGAAAACGUUCAUUGAAAAAAAUUUAGAGGCAGUAGUUACGAAAUGGGCAAAACAGCUGACUAAUUUACUAGCUUCAUUUUAUUCAAACACAGAGCCAAAUCGGCUUUUUGAGGUUCAGAUGGCCAAUACUUCUCAAGUAAAUAAUCCCAGUAAAACUCCCUUGCCUGAUGUAUCACACGACGAUGCGCUAUGCCAACGAAUCAUAGUGGCAUCUGAGUUGCCAGAUAAAUCUACACCUAUGAAGCUAAACUGUGACGAUGUCAAACUGUUGACGUGUCACGUGUUUUCUUUCAGCUAUUACAUGGCUGUUCGUAUCUUCGGAUCCACAAAUUACCUCCUUGAUCCAGAAUUUUAUUGCAAGCAGUCCUUUGUACCAGGAUGUCUUCCGAAACAUUUUCUUUAACGAACAAAGUAACAGAUGAACUUUUAUUCUCUGUAAUUACAUUUUAAGAACCCCCUCAUAAUGUAAGAAAAUAAUCUCUAAUAUACUAUUUUAAUGAAACAUUUCAUUGGAAAUUAAAUAAAAUAAUU
Molecule: messenger RNA, 1055 nt
Organism: Physella acuta
Lineage: Eukaryota; Metazoa; Mollusca; Gastropoda; Physidae
Biological process (GO): arachidonate secretion; phospholipid metabolic process
Molecular function (GO): A2-type glycerophospholipase activity
Source: RefSeq, a predicted model, not a curated record